Molecule: messenger RNA, 1838 nt
Organism: Micropterus dolomieu (smallmouth bass)
Lineage: Eukaryota; Metazoa; Chordata; Actinopteri; Centrarchiformes; Centrarchidae
Product: lipopolysaccharide-induced tumor necrosis factor-alpha factor homolog
Exons: 6
Coding region: 282-818 (178 amino acids)
Molecular function (GO): zinc ion binding
Source: RefSeq, a predicted model, not a curated record
AGCGAGCCCAGCUGUCCGGAGGAACAUUAUGCCAUGCUCUGCUGUUAAUUGUACGACAGACUGCCCAACAAGCCACUGCCCCAGUUGUUUCGUCACAGGACGUGGGGUUGAACAGCGAAGUCAGUUUAGAACCAGAACAAGAGCAGCAGGAUGAAUCUGAACCUGACACCCAGCCUGAAUCCAACCAGGGAACACCUGAGCCAACAAACAGCCCCGCAUCGCACACCGCCAUCGAGUUCCGCAUACAGCAGCUUCAAAACAGACGUUUCCUUCUGCUAAAGAUGCAGCAAUUCAGGACGAAGGCUGAGGACAGUAGUGGCAAGACCACAGAGGAAAUAACCAGUGAGGACAUCGCUGAAGUGUCUGAGCUGGAGGCGAUCCAGAAGGAGCUGGAGGAGCUGCUGGUUAAAAAGGAGGAGUUGGAGAAACAUGGAAAAAGCUCCAACCUCAGUAAACAGGAUGUGCACCCCCCUUUUUAUAAACCUGAGACACCCUGUGGGGGGAUCUACAUGCUGCCGCCUUUCCAGGAGAACGGUCCAUUGGGGGAAGGUAUGCCUGGAGAAGAAAGAGCAGUCGUUGCAGUGGAAAGUCUGGGUGAGACGCCAGCUGUCACCAAGUGUCCAUCCUGUCAAGAGGUCGUCUUCACAGAAACCCGCAAAAGAGUGGGCGAGACUAUGUGGCUAAUUUGCUGCUUAUGCUCCUUGAUUGGGUGUGUCGCAGGCUGCUGUGUAAUCCCUUUCUUUGUGGACCGUCUGAGGAAUGUCCAACACCAGUGUCCCCAUUGCCAGGCACAAAUCCGCACCCACCGGCCAGUUUGACAUGCAGGAUAUUAUAUUAACAAGCCCUGGUGCGAUUUGUACAUUACUAUUACAUGGCUUCUGUGCAUGUGUGACCAUUUCCUGGGAUCUGUUUGGGACUCGGCCGUAGCUGUCUUAUUUUUUUUUUUUUUACUCCAGUGCUACAUUAAGGAAACUUUCUGAUUUUGAUUUUCAUCUGGACAACGAGUUGUUUUACUGUUGACUCCAGAAUAUCUGCACAACAUGGACGGAAUUCAAGCUCUCUGUGCCAGAUGUAAAUACUGUUAUUCAAAACACUGUUCACUUCCAAUGCUCAAUAAUAUCUAGUUAAUGAUUCAGAUACUAACAACUCCUCAAGGCUGCACCAAAGACAUUGAUCCAUAUUUUAAAAAUGAGGCAUUUUUGCUGCUGUUGUUCGGAUACAGCCUACUGGUUUGUCAUCAAUCUAAUGACCUUUGUGACCGGUUUCCUUGGUUUAAGCAAGGUAUAUUUGGGAACACCCAUUAUCUGAAGGGAAAAUGGAAAUAUGUCGCAAAACAUAUGCAAAUAUGGGCCCAUAACCUAAACACAUCUAACAAAGAACUGUUUUCAUCCUACCACAACAUAAUUCAAAUGUAGUGGCUUUCUUGAUUCUUCUGUUAUUCUUCUGUUCACCAGUUAUUUGAAAGGCGAAAUUAUCCAUACUGGUAUUGUUGGCUAUGUGUUUUAUAAAAUAUUAAUUAUUUCUGUAAAGUAACUUAUACUGAGGCAUUCACAGUACACCAAAUUUUAUUGACACGUAAAGGCAUAUAGUACUUAUAUACAUCUUUUGGAGUAUUUACAAAAUAGUCAACCCAUGGAUGUUACAUAUGUAUAAAAAUAUGCAUUACAUCUAUAUAAAUAUGUACACAAUGUGCAAAACAUAUGGCAUACAAAUAACAAGAGGCAUGGUAUGGACGGUGGAGAUGGAGAGGCGACGCGGCUACAAUGAGGGAUGUAAAUCAAAUGUGUUUGCCCUGAUGUCUGUAAAAUACAUAUUUUAAUAAAAUGACUUGUACAGAG